CCAUGAUCAGUCUAAGUCACGGUUUAUACCUUACUUUGCAGCAUCUUAUCAUCUUGCAUUGCAAGAACCAUCCGUUUUUCAAUGGGACCUGCAUAAAUCGUUCAGCGGAGCUUAUCGAUAGGACUUGCCCCGUCGAACUUGAAAACACGCCUAGGCACCUUCCAAAUUGCAAUCGAGCCCAGCGAACCUAGGGCGCUCAAAGCCUCAAACCGCUCGUCCACAAGACACAAAAGGUGUGGUGCAUAGUUCAUGACGUCCUUACUCACGAUUGGACAGCGCCUUAGAGGCCACCUUUCAACGUAUUCAAUUGUAAGGGAACUGCACAGAGCUGCCGACCAAGGUGCCGUGUUCCUUGCAACGGACCAGCAAAACGAGAGCUGCAUUGUCAAGAGCAUCAAGGGCCAUUGGCGGCUGCAAAAUGAAGCUGAUAUGCUCAAACAUUAUCAGGACAAAACGCCGUAUCUUCGUCCACUUUUGGACGAGAUUAUCGAGCCCCCAGAUCCACCUUCAAUCGUCCUCAAGCACUUGGAUAGUGACCUCUUGACCGAGUCGAAUCGGAAACGACUAUCACGCCCCGAGAUAAAGCAGGUUGCCAGAUGUGUUCUCCAGGCCCUCCAAGUAUUACACAAGGACGGCAUGGUCCAUACGGACAUCAAGCUAAAUAACAUAUUCGUCAACUACGGCCAGGGACAACGUUUCAGCGAGAUACAAUUAGGCGAUUGUGGAGGUGUUGUCUCCCAAGACUCCGAAUUUGCCAAGGGCCACCUCAUCGGCGCCGGCUUCACUCGGAGUCCAGAGGCUACAUUCCAGAUUCCUUGGGGAACAGCCACUGACAUCUGGUCAUUUGGCAAUGCGAUCCUCAGCCUUCUCUACGGCGGAAACUAUCACCUCUUCAACCCAGCUAUUGAUGGGCUCCGCCCAGAGGACGACGAGUACGAACUCACGGUGCUCAAGCGCAUGUACAAGUUCUUCGGCCCGUUCCCGAGAUCGUACGAGGACUUUCACGACAAAGAAACCAUGAUCUUUGUUAACUACCUCAACAACGAAGGGCCGCCGGAGAAGCCCUUUCGCCUUGUGACCAAGCGGGAAAUUCCUCCGGCAGACAACGUGUUCAUCCGCAACAUCAUGAAGCUGGACCCCCGCGACAGGCCGACGGCGGAGCAGCUGCUGCAGGAUGAGUGGUUUACGGAAGAGUCUGAAGAUACCAGGGAUCCGCUUCCUGGGGAGGGUGGGGAUGCCGCCUAGGUAACACGGUUAUGCUAUCUAUCCUUCAUGGUCAGCUGGGAGCCGAGAAACAGACAGGGAAUCUGCCGCAAAAACCACCCGAAGGUGUCAAGUUGAUGGAAAGUAGAUGGACAAAAAUUGUUAAAAAAACAUACAAC
Canariomyces notabilis is the source of this 1382-nucleotide messenger RNA. RefSeq names its product kinase-like protein. Gene Ontology annotation, biological process: protein phosphorylation; intracellular signal transduction. The record is from RefSeq and is a predicted model, not a curated record. The coding region runs from base 250 to 1245 and encodes 331 amino acids. Lineage: Eukaryota; Fungi; Ascomycota; Sordariomycetes; Sordariales; Chaetomiaceae. Gene Ontology annotation, molecular function: ATP binding; protein serine/threonine kinase activity. The transcript is spliced from 5 exons. Gene Ontology annotation, cellular component: cytoplasm; nucleus.